AUGGCCACAACCCUCGCCCACGGCCAUGUCAACGACCAGGCCCUCAAGUCUCCGGACGCCGCCGAGUACCGCAGACGAGUUCACCAUGACGCCGAUGUCGUUAUAGUAGGAGCUGGAAUUUUGGGAUGUGCAUUGGCUGUGGCUUUGGGUGGCCAGGGCCGGAGUGUCCUUCUGCUCGAACAGUCGCUCAAGGAGCCCGACCGCAUUGUCGGCGAACUCUUACAACCCGGAGGUGUCACUGCCCUGGAGCAGCUGGGUCUGCGGGACUGCCUGGAGGGAAUUGAGGGUAUUCCGACUGAAGGAUACUAUGUUACCUACAAGGGCGAUCCUGUCAAAAUUCCAUACCCCAUUCAAAGUCCUGGGGCUCCGCGACCAGAAGGCAAAUCAUUCCACCAUGGACGGUUCGUGAUGAAGCUGCGCGAGGCCGCCAGGGCUUGCCCCAAUGUCACGAUUGUCGAGACCAAGGUUACGGAUCUGGUCACUUGCUCGCAUACCAAGCAGGUUCUUGGAGUGGACUGCGUGACCAAGGAGUCCAAAGAUUGCUACUUCGGUCAAGUAACCGUCGUUGCUGACGGCUACGCCUCCAAAUUUCGGAAACAACAUCACCCUUAUACCCCCAAAGUCCGGUCGAAGUUCUGGGGCCUGGAGCUCAUUGAUGCGCAACUGCCUCAACCACACUAUGGCCAUGUCCUUCUAAACACUAAUAGCCCGCCCGUCCUCGUCUACCAAAUCGGAACACACGAGACCAGAAUCCUUUGCGACAUCCCAGAAAAUCUACCCUCGGCCUCCGUCAAGAAUGGAGGUGUCAAGGGUCAUCUCCGAAACGUUGUCCUGCCGUCUCUCCCUAAAGGUAUCCAGCCUUCAUUCGCGGCCGCGCUAGACAAGGGUCAACUGCGGUCCAUGCCGAAUUCAUUCCUGCCGAGUGCCACAAACAAAACGCCAGGAUUAAUAGUGCUAGGAGAUGCUCUCAACAUGCGGCAUCCGCUUACAGGAGGUGGUAUGACAGUCGCAUUGAACGACGUUGUCAUACUCCGUGACCUGCUCAGCCCGGCGAACGUCCCCAAACUGAGCAACACCGCACUUGUCCUCAAACAACUUUCUGCCUUCCACUGGAGACGCAAGAUGGGUGCAUCAGUCAUCAACAUCCUAGCUCAAGCUCUGUACUCUCUCUUCGCUGCGGAUGAUGACAACCUAAAAGCCCUACAGCGCGGCUGCUUCGAAUAUUUCGCGAUGGGAAUGUAUAACCAGCCCGCCGGUCUCCUCGGUGGGAUGCUCAAGAAACCACAAGUCCUCUUCGCCCACUUCUUCGCAGUCGCCUUCGUCUCCCUCUGGAUGAUCAUCCGCGACUCCCCGUUAUACAAGCUGCCCUUGGCUCUGAUCCGAUGCGUCACCGUCUUCUGGACAGCAUGCGUCGUUAUCUUCCCUUACAUGUUAAUUGAAGCCUUCUGCUAG
Aspergillus puulaauensis is the source of this 1452-nucleotide messenger RNA. RefSeq names its product squalene monooxygenase erg1 (gene erg1). The coding region runs from base 1 to 1452 and encodes 483 amino acids. Gene Ontology annotation, molecular function: squalene monooxygenase activity; flavin adenine dinucleotide binding. The transcript has 2 exons. The record is from RefSeq and is a predicted model, not a curated record. Gene Ontology annotation, cellular component: endoplasmic reticulum; membrane. Gene Ontology annotation, biological process: ergosterol biosynthetic process. Lineage: Eukaryota; Fungi; Ascomycota; Eurotiomycetes; Eurotiales; Aspergillaceae.